AUGACUACAUUUUCAAAAUCAGGAUUCAAGACAUUAAACUACAACUCAUUUCGCCCCCACUACCCACCUUCCUUUUACAAGGUCUUGAGUCAAUAUGUUCAAAAGGGACAACAGCAACAUGAAUUACCAGUAGCUAAGGCAAUUGACUUGGGCUGUGGUACAGGCGUUGCAACAUAUCCCUUAUUGAAUUUUGUUCGUUAUGUCAUUGGGCUAGACUUGUCACCUCUGAUGAUUAAUACCGCCAAUUCGCUUGUCCCACAGCGAUUGAAAGAAAUGGGCAUUGAUCCAAGUGACUCAAGAAUAACGUUUCAAGUGGGGUCAGCCGAAAGUUUUGUCAACAGUCUGGACAAUGUUGAGGCCAGUUCGGUUGACUUGAUUACCGCUGCACAAUGUAUUCAUUGGUUUCAGGAUUAUGACAGCUUCUUUCAAAGCAGUGCCAAGUUGUUGAAGUCGGGUGGGACCUUGGCUUAUUUUUAUUAUAUCGAUCCUAUGAUUGUUAAUUUUUCUGGUCCAUCCCAGGGUAUAAAAGAAGACAUUUUGGAAAAAGCCUACGAGGUGUAUUUGAAGUUUGCAUACAAUGAUCCAAACUUGAUUGGUCCACACUGGGAACAGCCGGGAAGGAAUAUCUUGAAAAACUUUUGUGAAGAAGUGAACUCGCAUAUCCCUCGAGAUGAGUUCACUGAUAUCACUAUCAACACUUACAAAGCUAGUGCAACAAACCCAAGUGCUGAUACUGCUCAAGAGUUGGACUUGAAGAAAUUAAACAUUAGCUUGCAAGAAUACUUGGCCUAUUUUGAAACCUAUAGCGGUUUUCAUAAUUACAAAGAAAAAACGGGCAAUGUAGAUUUAAUCAAAGCAGAUUUUGUGAAAGAGUUGGUCGAUGCAACCGGAUGGGAUUUGGAAAAAACAAAGGUUGAUUUGGUGUGGAAUACUGGGUACACCUUCAUUAGAAAAAAGUAG
Molecule: messenger RNA, 960 nt
Organism: Lodderomyces margitis
Lineage: Eukaryota; Fungi; Ascomycota; Pichiomycetes; Serinales; Debaryomycetaceae
Exons: 1
Coding region: 1-960 (319 amino acids)
Molecular function (GO): S-adenosylmethionine-dependent methyltransferase activity
Source: RefSeq, a predicted model, not a curated record